AUGGGUUUUAAGAGAAAACUUCCAACCAGCUUGCUCGACCUAAUUAAGGGCCAACCGGGGAAGGACGUGCCAGGGAAGCCACAAUCCAAACUUCCUCCUCCUCCACCCCAGCCUCAGCCUGCUCAGACCAGGUCAUCUUCCACCCAAUCGCAACCAUCAUCUCCUUGGUCCAGACUUCCUCCUCCUUCCCAGUCGACUCUGCCUCCUCGGCCCGAACCCGCCGAUCCGAAAAGGAAGAGGGCUUCCAAAGGCAAGGAGCCCAUGGAUGGGGGUAAAUCUCGCUCCUCUCGGGAGGAAGAUGAAGCCUUACGAGCUUCAAAACAAUUGAAAAUCGAGCACCAGGGCCAAGAAAAAGAGGCCGCCACUCAGUCCGAGCCCCAGGCCUGGGUUCCUGCCCCAAUGCUCCACGAGGAGCCAUUUAUGGGCAACGCCUCCCUCAAGGACUUCCGAGGGGGUGAAGGCACCUAUGUGGUCUACUCGUUGGAAAGGUCCCUGCUACUUCCCACCGAUAUGGCCGAGCUGGGGAAUUUGAGGAGGCAGGAGGUCUUUCUCAGCAUCAAGAGAUACUUGGGCAUGGCUGUUCAGGCCACUUUUAGGUUAGAAGAGGAUGCUAAGGAACAGAGCAGGUUCCUGGAGCUCAAGUGUGACAAGCACUUGGAUGCUACGCGGACCCUUAAAAACUCCAAGGCCGAUCUCUCGAAACUGAAGAUUGCCAAGGAGCAAAUCACUGAUCUAAAGAAGAAGUUGGCCGAGGCAGAGGGGGCUAAGAACGUCGCGGAGUGGGCCAGGGAUGAAGCCUUGAGGGCUAAGGCAGAGGCAGAGUUCGCCAGGACGGAGGUCGAGAGCUCCAAGGAAAAAGUCGAGGAGGAGGCUUAUGACUUGGGAGUGGUCGAGACCCAAGCCACUCUCAAGGCUCAAGUACCUGGGGUGGAGAAUGUAUACUACCCUCUGGCCAUCCGAGAAACUGCCCCCGCUAACUCCGAGGCUAAGGUUGCUCCUGAGGAGACUGAGACUACUCAGCCUGAAGCUGCUCUAGCCAUAACUGCUCUUGAUGAGCCAGCCAAAGAGAGUGAGCUUCCUAGGGCGACCAAAACAAAUGAAGGCUCAAAUCCUAAAGCACCCCAGAAGAUUGCAGAGUCUACAGUUAAUGCUCAGGCCUUUCAUGUCGAGGAGCCAGCCCUCUCAGUUCAGCCCCUCUAG
Quercus lobata is the source of this 1200-nucleotide messenger RNA. RefSeq lists its product as uncharacterized. Lineage: Eukaryota; Viridiplantae; Streptophyta; Magnoliopsida; Fagales; Fagaceae. The transcript is spliced from 4 exons. The coding region runs from base 1 to 1200 and encodes 399 amino acids. The record is from RefSeq and is a predicted model, not a curated record.